Oncorhynchus keta (chum salmon) is the source of this 3050-nucleotide messenger RNA. RefSeq lists its product as uncharacterized. NCBI's taxonomy places the organism in Eukaryota, Metazoa, Chordata, Actinopteri, Salmoniformes, Salmonidae. Bases 225 to 476 code for a protein of 83 amino acids. The record is from RefSeq and is a predicted model, not a curated record. The transcript has 2 exons.
CACAAACACACGGCUGUUGCGCUCUUUCCCUCUCUGUAAGGUUGUCGUAUGUUCCAAUACAAUAGUCGCCUACUCGGCUACGCCACUUGCAUACGCUAUUAACGUUGGCUGGAUCUGAGAAUGUAGAUGGGAAAAACAUUCUAAUUACAUUUUGGAGAAUACUAGGGCGACUCGACACUAUUUCAAGAUAGUCAACGGUGUACUGUUCUCACACGCGUAACACAAUGGAUCUCUCAUUUAUGGCUGCGCAGUCUGUCAUGGCGGGGGCCUUCAUGGACUCGUCACCCAACGAUGACUACAGCACGGACCACUCCCUCUUCAACUCCUCAGCCAGCGUCCACGCGGCCUCCAUGGCAGCCCAUGACCAGCCGGAGAGGGAGCCCAUGUCCCGCGACGCCAUCUGGCUUUGGAUUGCCAUCACCGCCACCAUUGGGAACAUUGUGGUUGUGGGAGUGGUGUACGCCUUCACUUUCUGAGUGGUGGGAGCCAUGAUAAAGUGUUGCCAGCAGGAGGAAGUUGCUGCACAAGAUAUUUGAACAUAAGCUCAGAAAUUUGAGAGCGACAUAAUCUCAGAACUCCACAGCAGCCAAUUACCACUCUGAAAGGCUACACUGAUACAGAGGAGUGAAUGAUUAUUGCAGUGACAUCUUGUCCAUGCUUUUGAAAGACAAGGGACAAAUACAAAUACAGAAUUGAGUAUGUGUAAUAUGUUGGUAAUUUUACUGCAGCCAAAGGUUAAAAAAAUGAAAUAUUUUGUACAUAAGUUCUGUUGAUUUUACGUAAAAAUGUUAACAUUUCUGAUGAAGCUUUAAAUAUUGAACGAAUUCUAGAAAAUAGUAUACAGUGUUGUAUAGUCAACUCUGAAUAACCUCUGAGCUAAUUGGUCAAUUCUGAAAUCACCUAAAGGACGUACAAUAUUCCUACAAAACCUUUGUAACAUGCCAAUCGAAGCGUUUGGAGAUCAUUGUAUGGAAAGUAACACUGAUAUGUUUUUAUCUUCAAAGCAUUAUCUUCAAAGCAUUACUCCACAGAGGUCACUGUAUUCUAAAGACAUCUGCCCAAAGUUAGGAGUUUAUGACAAACAUUCUAGAAACAGAAUGCCUAAUGAUCUUAGAUUUAUUUACUUACCCCAUGAAAAUAUAGUUCACCUGACACUAUCGGCGUUGGAUCAAGUAAAUCUAGUUCUCCCAUUUCCUUCCUAAGUGAGCCUUGAGUGCUGAAUAGACAAUCCUUUCCGAGCAAAUUCAUAUCAAAUAAAGUAUGGGUACACUAAAACUAUUUCCCUUAAACACCCCUAUCAGACCUCAAAUCCACAUGAACGGGAUGUACCAUUUACAGAACUUGAUGUUCACUGUGACCACGCUUGUUAUGUUUGUUUCCAUUCUGUAUAGCAAUCCACUUUUCACAGAUAUUUACAUGUGGAAACCAGAUUUAUCACGCUUAGAACUCACUUGGAUCCAAGCCUCUUGAUGUGACUGCUGUAACCAUUUACCAUUUUUAUGUCGGUUUGAAUGUAUAUUUGGAUAUAAGAUUAUCUUUCUUCCUCUUUACAGUUGCUCAACACAUUGUAACCCAAACUGCAUUCCAAGCCAAAUACUCAACAAAAGUAUAAACGCAACAUGUAAAGUGUUGGUCCCAUGUUUCAUUUGUUGAAAUAAAAGAUUCCAGAAAUGUUCCAUAUACACAAAAAGCUUCUUCCUCUCCAAUUUUGUGCACAUUUUUCUUACAUCCCUGCUCGUGAGCAUUUCUCCUUUGCCAAGAUAAUCCAUCCACCUGACAGGUGUUGCAUAUCAAGAAGCUAAUUUAACAGCAUGAUAAUUACACAUGUGCACCUUGUGCUGGGGACAAUAAAAGGCCACUCUAAAAUGUGCAGUUUUGUCACACAACAUAAUGCAACAAAUGCCUCAAGUUUUGAAGGAGUGUGCAAUUGGCAUGCUGACUGCAGGAAUGUCCACCAGAGCUGUUGCCAAAUAAUUGAAUGUUCCUUUCUCUACCAUAAGCCGCCUCCAACAUCGUUUUAGAAAAUUCGGUAGUACGUCCAACCAGCCGCACAACAACAGACCGCGUGUAAACACACCAGCUCAGGACCUCCACAUCUGGCUUCUUCACUUGGUGGAUCAUCUGACACCAGCCACCCGGACAGCUGAUGAAAAUUAGGAGUAUUUCUGUCUGUAAUAAAGCCCUUUUGUGGGGGAAAACUAAUUCUGAUUGGCUUAGCCUGGCUCCCCAGUUGUGCCCAUCCAUGUGAAAUCCAUAGAUUAGGGCCUAAUGAAUUGAUUUCAAUUGACUGAUUUCCUUAUAUGAACUGUAACUCAGUAAAAUCUUUAAAAUUGUUGCAUGUUGCAUUUAUGUUUUUGUGCAGUAUCGUUUUAAUGAGCCCCGGAUGAGACAAGAGACAGUUGCCAUAGCGAUGCAUCUCUACUUCCCUCUCAAGGAUGCAGUGUUUCUCGUUCCCAGUGCAGUACACCUUUUUAUCUCUCCCUAAACUCCCCAGCAAAACUGGCUAACACACACACACAGCUUUCUCACAAAAUGCUGGGUACAUUUCCAUGCACAGGCAUCCACAAUGUCCAAAUGGAUUAUGCCCUUUAUGUAGCCUCUUUACAUGUGGACAUCACACAUUAGCCAAUACUCUUGUAUAAAUAAUUAAGAGAUUUUAUAAGUUGAAUGAUACUCUUCAUCUAUUAGCAUUAGCCUGCUCUACUCCAGAGAGCAAGUAUAGUCAUCUUCUGCUUUUACUGUCUGUAAAAGGGCACAGGGUGAGACCCAGAUGCAGACACGGGAGGCAGAUGGUUUGAGUCUCUGAUGUUAAUUAUAAUCCAAGGGGCAGGCAAGGGUAUGGUCGUGGAUAGGCAAAAUAUCAUAACACGGUCAGAGUCCAGGAGGUACAGGGUGGCAGGCAGGCAGGCUUGAGGUCAGGGCAGGCAGUAUGGUCAGGCAGGCGGGUUCAGAGUCAAAUCAGUCAAGUGUCAAAACCGGGAGGACGAGCAACAACAGAGAAAAUGGAAAAAGCAGGAGCACAGAAAUAACAUGCUGGUUGACUUGACAAA